CGGGCAUGGCGCGGGGCGCGGAGCGCGGCACCAUGAACGCGCUGGCCAGCCCGGUGCGGGCCUACGACUUCCUGCUCAAGUUCCUGCUGGUGGGCGACAGCGACGUGGGCAAGGGCGAGAUCCUGGCGAGCCUGCAGGACGGCGCUGCAGAGUCCCCGUACGGCCACCCGGCAGGCAUCGACUACAAGACCACAACCAUCCUGCUGGACGGCCGGCGUGUAAAGCUGCAGCUCUGGGACACAUCUGGGCAGGGGCGCUUCUGCACCAUCUUCCGCUCCUACUCCCGGGGCGCGCAGGGUGUGAUCCUAGUCUACGACAUCGCCAACCGCUGGUCUUUUGAUGGCAUCGAUCGGUGGAUUAAGGAGAUUGAUGAGCACGCCCCUGGUGUCCCCAAAAUCCUGGUGGGGAACCGGCUGCACUUGGCCUUCAAGCGGCAGGUGCCCACGGAGCAGGCUCGGGCCUACGCAGAGCGCCUGGGCGUGACUUUCUUCGAGGUCAGCCCCCUGUGCAAUUUCAACAUCACCGAGUCCUUCACGGAGCUGGCCAGGGUUGUGCUGCUGCGCCAUGGGAUGGACCGCCUCUGGAGGCCCAGCAAAGUCCUCAGCCUGCAGGACCUGUGCUGCCGCGCCAUCGUGUCCUGCACCCCUGUGCACCUGGUGGACAAGCUCCCACUCCCCGUCGCCUUAAGAAGCCACCUCAAGUCCUUCUCCAUGGCCAACGGCCUCAAUGCCAGGAUGAUGCAUGGCCGCUCCUACUCCAUCACAGCCAGCUCCGCGCACCGCAGGAGUCUGCGGAAGGCCAAGUCCAGCCGGCAGCCCCAGAGCCCACCCAGACACUGCACCAGGCCAAGCUGUAAGGUGUCCUAAGGGUUCGGAAGGGCCGGCUCUGGACUCUCUCCCGAAGCAGCCUGGUCCAGCCCAGGCAGGGGGCAGAUCCGUGUCUGUUGCUGCUCCCACCUGGGCAUGACACCCAAACACCCGCUUGUUGUGCAUGAAGCUUCCGUUCUCGACGUGUGCCCGUUACCCAGGGGCCAGUGUCCCACCCCCUCCCGGGUACCCUGAAGGGUCUGGACGUUCCUUCUCUCACGAUCGGAUCGCGGUGAGCUUUUCCUGAACAGCACUGGUUUUGUAGACCAGAAGGAGAUGAGGGCUUUCUGCAGCAGAGUUGGCAGAGACGCGUCGUCGGGGACCUUCCUGGGACCCGCCUUUUCGUGUCCGAGAGCUGGUUUCCCUGCAUGCCGUAGGCGUGAACACGACGGAUUUGAUGAGUUUUUUGCUAUGCUAUUUACUACAUUUUGGGAUUAAUAAGUGAUUUAUAUGCUUAUUUUUCUGUAAACCAACAUCCUUUUGUACAAGACAGGUUCUUCAAGUCACGAAACUAAGGGAAGAAAAUGCCAAAGAUACCCAGCGUUGUGCCGAGUGCAGGCGCCCUCAGUGCCAGGGCUUGGCGGAACUGGCUGGCAGGGCAUGACGUGAGCGCGGAUAUUUAAGAGAAUGUUUCUGGGAAAUAAAAUGUUUGAUUCUUUC
Messenger RNA from Echinops telfairi (small Madagascar hedgehog), 1526 nucleotides. RefSeq names its product RAB40B, member RAS oncogene family (gene RAB40B). The record is from RefSeq and is a predicted model, not a curated record. Gene Ontology annotation, cellular component: endosome; synaptic vesicle; plasma membrane. Lineage: Eukaryota; Metazoa; Chordata; Mammalia; Afrosoricida; Tenrecidae. The transcript has 6 exons. Gene Ontology annotation, molecular function: GTP binding; GTPase activity. Bases 6 to 866 code for a protein of 286 amino acids. Gene Ontology annotation, biological process: protein localization to plasma membrane; intracellular signal transduction.